This is a messenger RNA of Postia placenta MAD-698-R-SB12, 762 nucleotides long. RefSeq lists its product as hypothetical. Lineage: Eukaryota; Fungi; Basidiomycota; Agaricomycetes; Polyporales; Adustoporiaceae. The transcript is spliced from 5 exons. The record is from RefSeq and is a predicted model, not a curated record. The coding region runs from base 1 to 762 and encodes 253 amino acids.
AUGGUCGGACUUGUUGCAAAGGCGACCCUUCUUCUGCAUGUUAGCGUCCUGGCUCCUUUGGUCGAGCUCGAGCUCGUUAUGGCGUGCGCCACUCUGUCGUUUUCGCUUCAAGCAGACAUAGGUGAUGGUGCAAAGGACCGACACUAUGCCAUGUGUGCUGCUAUGCACAACAGGACCUGUCUUGUGCCUAUACCAGGGGACGGGCUAAAUAAUGAGCAUCUCACUACUCAUGAACAGGAGUGUGCACUUUCGAAGCAGAUCGGUCGGAAGGCAAGGGCAAGCGGGUGCACCGCGCUAAGUGGUGAGCUUGCUGUCGUCACCGGUUUCACGACUAUGCCAGAGGCUUGGGGUGCCUCCGAACCACCUUCUUUUGGUAUUUUGAACGCUCCAGAUGCGGAACUCACAUUGAAAGAUGUGGACGACGUCGCCGCUGGCCGCAAGGGCAAGGGGAGAGCAACGGCAGAAAUCUCUGACGAGGAGCUAGCAUUUCAGCUAUUCGCAGAGGAGGCAAAUUCCCUCUUGGAUUUUACAAAGGACGCAGCCUUCGCGCGUAGUAUCAACUAUGCUAUGCAGACUGACAUAGCCACGGUUGAGGAGAUUUUGAGGGAGGAGAUAACAGCUCGCGAGGAUCAUGAACUUGCUGUUGCCCUUUCCGAAGGGCGUUCGCGUGCGCCGCCGUCGAGAGCCGCUCUUCCUGCACCGUCCCAGGCCAGUGUUCCUAGCGGCAGUGCGCAGACGUCAGGCUUGUAUUCUGCUCGGUAA